UCCUCAGUUCUACAUUUUUGCACGGACAGAAACAAAGCUCUUGACGUGUGUGUAUGUGUGUGUGUGUAUGUCUGUGUGCACGCAUGCACUUUGCUGAUAGAGUUGAGACAGCUCUUUCUUCUACCUUGUAUAAGUAUGGUAUAGCAUUAACCCAUGAACUAGAGAACAAUGUAAUAGAUUAGAUAUUUCUUUAUUUUGGAGGGAGAAAAUGGAAACAUCAUUAGUUUUCUUUUCUCAUUUAAAUAUGUGUGAAUCAAAAGAAAAGACUUUCUUCAAGCUAAUGCAUUGUACAGGAAAAGAAGAAACAAGUAAAGAAGUCAAAAUCAGAGCUAAGGAUAAAAGGAACAGGCUAAGUCUUCUCCUACAGAAAGCUGAAUUACAUGAAGAAGCUCACUCGAGCAGUACUGGUCCCUUGGCCAAAGAAACAAGUGUCUCUCCCGAAGAAGCAAUGAAAUGGGGUGAAUCAUUUGACAAACUGCUUUCCCAUAGAGAUGGACUGGAUGCUUUUACCAAAUUUCUUAAAACAGAAUUCAGUGAGGAAAACAUUGAAUUUUGGAUAGCCUGUGAAGAUUUCAAGAAAAACAAGGAACCUCAACAAAUUAUCCUUAAAGCAAAAGCAAUAUAUGAGAAAUUUAUACAGAAUGAUGCUCCACAAGAGGUUAACCUUGAUUUCCACACCAAAGAAAUCAUUACUAAGGGUAUGGAUCAUCCCACACUCCAGAGUUUCGAUGCUGCACAAAGUAGAGUGUAUCAGCUCAUGGAACAAGACAGUUAUACCCGUUUCCUGAAAUCCGACAUCUAUUUAAACUUGAUAGAAGGAAGACCUAAGAGACCAACAAAUCUUAGAAGACGAUCACGCUCAUUUACCUAUAAUGAAUUCCAAGAUGUAAAAUCUGAUGUUGCCAUCUGGUUAUAAGUCAGGUUGAGUUUUCUAAGUUUUAUGGUAAAUUUGUGCAUUUUCUUAUGAUGUAACACAUUUAUGUUAAGAAAUGAUUACAUUUUUAAAAGUGAAAUAUAACGUGAAAUGAUUUAAAAAUGUAAACCAAGUUUUUGUAUAGAAAAUACAUACUGUAUCUUCCAAUAUAUUCUGUAACUUAAAAACUUUUCACUUGAUAUCUUUCUGAUCAUAAUUGGAAAAUUCAUCUAUUAGUUAAAAAGCAGUAAGUAAGCCUCAAAGUUGAAUGUUUUAUAAGAUUGUGAAGUAAAAUUUAGGUUUUUGCAAAACACCAUAAGUUUGACCACCUAUCUAGUAUGGAUAAUUUUUUAUAGAUGUAAACAACAGUAGUUAGAUAUGCAUGUGUUCACACAGCAUUUUCCCUAAUAAUAAAUACAGUCUUUCUCUUGAUAAUAAUGUAGAUUUGAUCCAGUUCUUAAAAUGGAAAGAUGGACGUUGGUACUAAUCCUGGCUCAAGAAUAUAAAUAUGUCACGUUUACUAUUAAACUAGCAAAGGGAACUUUUACAGACACACAUAUUUAUAGGAAUUUCCAAUUUAAAUAUAACUUACAUUUAUAAAUGAACAUCAGCUCAUUCCUAAAUGAUUAUGGACUUGUCCAGGUACAUGUAAGCAUGUCUCAUGGUUACACAAUCAGGUUGUGUGUAACUCCAGGUUGGGACUAAUUGUUCUCACCUGCUAAAUGAGGUUGCUAUUGAAAUAAUAAGCAACCAGCUUCAAAUUAUGAGACCAAUUUUGCCGGGAAAAAAUGGGUCUCAUGUUUUGACUAUUAAACUUGGGGGAGAAUUUAGAAAUGACAGGAGUUAAAGUAGAAAGGAAUUUAAGGUCCUGGAAAUUCAGACAUCUGCCACACUCAUUCAUAUUCACAAUAUACUAUUCCACUGAUUAUAUUCUCCUUAUAAUUCUCAGCUAAUACUGUUAUUCAACCAGAUUAUAUUAAUAUUCAUGUAUGUGUUCAUUUUAUAUAAAUAUUUAAUUUUAAAUCUAUAUUACACAGUCUGUAAAUAUCUAGAUUUAAAGAUCCUACAUAUUUGUCUUUAGUAAAUGUUAUCAUUUAAAUUUAAAUAUAGAAUGAAAAAUUAGAUCCUCUAAAAUAAUAAUUUAAAAUUAAUUAUUCAUACUGUUAAGUUUAAUUGAUCAGUGAAACCUUUUUUUAAUUAUUAUUAUCCCUAUUAUAAUCAAAUAAUUUUUAUGGGACAGUAUUGAGAUAGUAUUAAUUGAGAUAUUGUGUCACUUAUUUUAAUAUAAGCUUAAUUCUUUAUACGGUUGUCAAUAUAAAAACAAAGUAUCAUAUAUUUUUAAGAUCAACUAAGAAAGUCAUUAAAUUUUUCUUUAUCCAGAAUGUAUACUCUUCUGUGGCAAUCUAGUUUCAUAAAAUGUGUUUUAUAAAUUGAAUUAAAACUUGAUACAUCCUUUCUGGUCUCAUCACAAAAAUAAUGCACUGACUAUAGAAGGAUUGACCUGGUAAUAUACAUUAAAUAGAUAGACACAUAUAAAACAAACUUUCCAUUUGUAAUACUUUCCAAAGUCUUCCAAAUUUAAAACUAUAAUAAAAUAACUGCAAAAAUUUUCAUGGUAGUGGGUUAGAUUGUGUUGAUUCUGACAUACAAUAUCACUAAUUAUCUUUCAAUGAAAGUAAUCAUGAGGCAAAUGUUCCAGGUGACAACACAAACAUUAGAUUUUUUCAGAAUAUUUAUUAGAAAGUAGACUGAAAAUAACUGAUAACAGCAAUUAUAGAGCUAUAAAAUAAUUCCUGUGUUUUAAAAAAUGUGAAACAAAUAUUAGCUUCAUCUCUAAUAAUGCAAAUGUUCUUGAUUGUGUUUAUUCCAAACAUGGCCCAUGUCUUCCAGAGGAAAAAUUAUUUUAUUUUCGUUUUUCAUGCUGAAUUACAAAAGUAUUAUGAAAUUUGGUAGUAACCUAAGGAGCUCCAUGAUUUUAAAAUAUAGAGUCAGAAAAUUUAUAUCUAGAGUCUAAGGUAUAUUAUCACAAAAACAUUUUUCAACAAGCUAUUGAAACAUGUCAAAGUCAUAUUUAAGAUAACCAUAAAGCACAUGAGUGACACUGAAUUUCAAAAUCAUGCAUUUUCAAUAAAAACAAUAUAUAGAUUCUGGACAAAAAGCAUGCAUUAUGGGAAAAUUUAAAUUAUGAUAAUCUGAUCCACAAUUUCUACUUUAAUAUCACACAAUUUUUUCUAAAGUACCAUAUCAUAGACAUAUCAAAGAGUAACCAUAAUUAGUUUUACAAUCAGUUAAUGACAAGUAAAAAUACAUGAAGAGCAUAAAUUGUUUAAAAAAUUCUAUUCUUUCAAACCAGAAUGGAUACUUACAUUUAUUUCCUAAACUAUUUUUAAAAUCUACUUAAAACUUUAACAUUCAAACACUAAAUGUCAGAAUUAGUUUAGUCAGAAAAUCUAAAUUUGAAAAACUGUAUAUUAUCUGAAAAAAUAAAACUAUUAAUUUUUAAAGUAACAUACAUAGUAUCACUGUGAGAACAGUAGAAUCAUGAAAAAAAAAACCAGUACAAUCUCAAAAAUGAGAAAUGAUAAUGUAUUUGAGGUAAAUCCUAAAGAGAAUAUACCAGAAAAAAAUCAAGAAGAUAAGCAAUGAAGCAAAGAGAAAAUAUAUAAAUAUAUAUAAUUUAUGCAAUUCGCUCUAUAUAGUUAUAUAUCAAUUGCAGGAAGUUGAUUUGUGGAAUUUCUUUUCUUUUCUUUUGUUACAUAUACAGAACAUACAGCUGUAUUUGUGUAAGAGAAGAUUUGUAAGAGUUGAAAUUUCCUGUUCAAAGCAUGACACUGUUCUGAAAGGGAAAUUUACUUCAUUACCUGAAACUUGAAUUAGACAACCUGCAGGUUUCUUGAAUUUUAUUCUUUCCUGCAGCACAAGCAGAUCUUAACACAGUGUAUGCAAUAGACAUCAUAAAUAUACUAAAACUUUAUUAAACUUUCUUAUAUUUUGUUUUACAGCAACUCAAGCUUUACAGUUUCAUUACUUUGUAAGUUAUAUUUUCUUUUAUUUACAUUAAAACUAAAAUUUCUGAAAGAA
Cavia porcellus (domestic guinea pig) is the source of this 3994-nucleotide messenger RNA. It is a transcript of the gene Rgs18, whose product is annotated as regulator of G protein signaling 18. Lineage: Eukaryota; Metazoa; Chordata; Mammalia; Rodentia; Caviidae. The record is from RefSeq and is a predicted model, not a curated record. The coding region runs from base 209 to 916 and encodes 235 amino acids. The transcript has 5 exons.